AUGCAGAUUAAAGAUACGGCUAUGAAAUUCUCUGGUGCUUAUAAACAGUGCAAGCCAUGCACUGGUUCCUCUGGCAGACCCAUGAAGAAAGGACAUAGACCGUUCCCAAAUUUUGACAAUGCUUCUGAAGGGUCCCAAAAAAUGAUUGGGACGGACCUGGACUUAACAAACUCCUCUCACCAUCCAGCCGGGCGGUCAGAGUCAAAAUUCACUUCAGUCUAUGGAAACGACCGGGAAUCUAUCUCGGCUCAGUUUUGUGAUGUGCUAGAUGAUGAAGGGCAUACAGAGUGGAUGGCUCAAGUAGAACCAGGUGUACAAAUCACAUUCGCUUUGCUUCCCAGUGGAGGAAACUUGCAGAACAUUGCUAGACUUAAUGUCUCAAGCGUCCGCCAAGCUCUUCAAACGCCUGCAAGAUCCGAUGACCAUAGAGAUUCAACUUACUCGAAGAUAGAAUCAGCGAGAGAGAGCAAAGAUUGGACUCGCAGACACAACUUCAGACCCCCAAGAGCCAAUGUUCCUCAUCACUUGUAUGGUGGCUCUAGCAACUAUGGUCAUCAUGGAGAACCUACAAUGGAUGCAGCAGCACGAACUACCACCUCUUCAAACGAUGAACCACUUUCAAUGAGCAAUGCUAGUGAAAUGCACGGUGAGUGGAUCGAAGAGGACGAGCCUGGCGUUUACACUACCAUUAGACAAUUAUCGGAUGGGACGAGAGAGCUACCCGGGAACGAUUUGGGGAAAUGCACGCAAAGACGUGGUGGGAUCAGAACAAAAAGAGAAUACAAACCCAAUGCCUCUAGCAACAGAGAAAUAUGA
Eruca vesicaria subsp. sativa (arugula) is the source of this 816-nucleotide messenger RNA. The record is from the annotation of a GenBank genome assembly. NCBI's taxonomy places the organism in Eukaryota, Viridiplantae, Streptophyta, Magnoliopsida, Brassicales, Brassicaceae.